This is a messenger RNA of Passer domesticus (house sparrow), 1298 nucleotides long. It is a transcript of the gene POLB, whose product is annotated as DNA polymerase beta. Gene Ontology annotation, biological process: base-excision repair; double-strand break repair via nonhomologous end joining. The record is from RefSeq and is a predicted model, not a curated record. The coding region runs from base 113 to 1120 and encodes 335 amino acids. The transcript has 14 exons. Lineage: Eukaryota; Metazoa; Chordata; Aves; Passeriformes; Passeridae. Gene Ontology annotation, molecular function: DNA binding; DNA-directed DNA polymerase activity.
GACCGCCGCCUCCCUUCCCUCCGUGGGACCGCUGCUCCUUCCCCUCGACUGCCGCUCCUUCCCCGGGACCGCCGCCUGCAGCUCCGGCGGGCGCUCCGUGCCGCUGCCGGCCAUGAGCAAGCGCAAAGCUCCGCAGGAGAGCCCCAACGAGGGCAUCACCGACUUCCUCACCGAGCUGGCCAACUACGAGCGCAACGUGAACCGGGCCAUCCACAAGUACAACGCGUACAGGAAAGCGGCCUCGGUCAUCUCCCGGUAUCCGAGCAAGAUUCAGAGCGGGGCUGAAGCCAAGAAGCUGGAUGGAGUGGGUGCUAAAAUAGCUGAAAAGAUAGAUGAGUUCUUAUCCACUGGGAAACUACGCAAAUUGGAAAAGAUUCGACAAGAUGAUACAAGUGCUUCUAUCAAUUUCCUGACACGAGUCACUGGCAUUGGUCCUGCUGCUGCCAGGAAGUUUGUCGAGGAAGGAAUUAAGACUUUAGAAGAUCUGAGAAAAAUUGAGCACAAGCUGACCCAUCACCAGCGAAUUGGGCUGAAAUACUUUGAAGAUUUUGAGAAAAGAAUCCCGAGGGAAGAAAUGCUGCAAAUGCAGGAAAUUGUGCUCCAGGAGAUAAAGAAACUGGACCCAAACUAUAUUGCUACAGUCUGUGGCAGUUUUAGGCGAGGUGCAGAGUCAAGUGGUGAUAUGGAUGUUCUCCUAACCCAUCCCAGUUUCACGUCUGAAUCAUCCAAACAGUCAAAACUUCUGCAUCAGGUUGUGGAACAGCUGGAAAAAGUCCACUUUGUCACAGAUAUGCUGUCUAAAGGUGACACCAAAUUCAUGGGAGUCUGCCAGCUGCCAGAUAAAGAAGAUGGCACAGCUUAUCCACACCGCAGAAUUGAUAUCAGGCUUAUCCCGAAAGAUCAGUAUUACUGUGGUGUGCUGUAUUUCACAGGAAGUGAUAUAUUCAAUAAAAACAUGAGAGCCCAUGCUCUGGAAAUGGGCUUCACAAUCAAUGAGUACACAAUCCGCCGCUUGGGUGUGACUGGAGUUGCUGGGGAGGCCCUGCCAGUAGAAUGUGAAAAAGACAUCUUUGACUACAUCCAGUGGAAGUACAGAGAGCCCAAGGAUCGGAGUGAAUAAUUAACUGCUUUGUCAGGGUUUAUAGCCCACAGAGAUAUUUUUAUAGCUUCUUACAAAGAUGUGAUAGUCUUACUUGGAAUGUUACUUGAAAAUCUGUACAUUAAUGAAGUCUAAAGCAAGUCCAUGGCACUUGGAACAGAACAGAAUGUGUCGUGAGCAAUAAAUCCUGUCAGAUUCC